Hyposmocoma kahamanoa is the source of this 2978-nucleotide messenger RNA. RefSeq names its product MKL/myocardin-like protein 2 (gene Mrtf). The transcript has 9 exons. The coding region runs from base 113 to 2887 and encodes 924 amino acids. Lineage: Eukaryota; Metazoa; Arthropoda; Insecta; Lepidoptera; Cosmopterigidae. The record is from RefSeq and is a predicted model, not a curated record.
CGGAGGAGCGGCCGAGCAACGCGAACCCGUGUUCGUGAGCUCUGGUGCUGAGGUCCUGGCGCUGCCGCUGGCGCCGGUGGUGUAGUGCGGCGCCGGCGCGGGAUGCGCCGCCAUGCCGGUGCGACACCGCGAACUCUGCGACGAGCUCGCGCCCCCGGAGCCGAAACGCUGCAGGCACUGCGACGAGAGCCGUUCGUCGUGCGGCGGAGGCGGGUCGGAGGGGUCGGAGGGGCGGCGAUCGUGGCGAGUAACGCUGGACCACGACCUUGUGGAGACGCUGAGCGCCAUCUACCCCGAGUGGUUCAAGCCGCAGCACCGGCGCGAGGCGAGCCGCGCCGCCUCGCCUCACUCAUCCGCCUCGCCUCGGUCACCUGUCUCGCCGCAUUCCCCGGCCUCGCCGUGCACGCCCCACACUCCACCCUCAGACGACACUUUCAGUUCAGGCGCCGAGGAGAUGGCAGGUCGGCAGGCAAGCAACAGCGGCGCAAGCGAGCCGCCGAGCUCGCCACGCGUCUCCCCGCCUAAAGUCGUCGUCGACGACAGCCCGCUGCAGCCCGCUAUGGGCAAGCAUAAGGAAUCGUUGAAGGUGAAGUUGAUGAUGCGGCGACCCAUCAACCAGCUGGUGGCUCAGGGUAUAAUGCCGCCGUUGAAAACACCGCCUGCGUAUUUUGAACAAUGCAAACAACUGGAGAGAGCGAAAACUGGCGACUUGCUGAAGGCAAAAAUACAACGGCGACCUGAUCGCCAAGAAUUAGAACGAAGACAUAUUUUGGAACAAGAAAGCCAUGUAGAUCCGAGUCUAGCAGAGAAGCAACGCAUGCUCAAGAAGGCUCGGUUAGCGGACCAGUUGAAUGAUCAGCUGUCUCACAGGCCCGGCCCGCUAGAGUUAAUAAAGAAGAACAUACUGCAUACAGAAGAGACCAUCGAAACUGCAGUCAAGAGUGGCAUUUUAGCGUUUAAGGCUACGAGUGAAGGAGCCUCUGGGAGACCGCAACAUCCGUCUUCAUAUUGCGGACCACCUGAUGAGUUGAUAUUCCAGGUGUCUCCCUCCCCGUCACCUCCGUCAACUUUGUCCCCGGCCAGUGUCGCGUCCCCCCCGCAGCACCCCGCACCCGGUAAAGACAAGAACCGUAAGAAAAACAAGCAGAAACAACAGCCCAAGGCGCGGUUCAAGUUUCAUGAGUACAAAGGUCCUCCAAACGCCCAAAAAGCGUCGUCACCCCCCGACAGCUCAGAGACGCCAUACGAGCUGCUGCUACAACAGCAACAGCUACUACUACAGUUGAUGUUGCCCGCGUCACCGGCGACGUCUGUGGCCAGCGCGGCGUCUGACGCGUCCGAUCACCCGCCUCCGCCGCCGCCACCACCACCACAGCCACCUUCUCGGUUCGAGGACAUGAAGGUAUCUGAUCUUCGUGCGGAAUGUAAACGUCGGAAUCUGCGAGUGUCAGGCCCGAAACCGCAGCUCAUCGACCGACUGCGAUCGUUCCUCACAGAGAAGUUUGAAGAACCGCCGCGAUCACCUGCUUCCGUUACUUCAUCAGUCGUCUCGUCAGUGCCCUCGGUAACGUCCAUCGCUUCGCCUGACCCCAGGGUAGAAGAGGCGGAAGACAUAGUACAAUCCCAACGACGGCAGAUUGAGGAAUUAGAGCGGAAACUAGAAGCGAGUCGGCAACAGCUGGAGUCAAUGCGGCGUGAAUCGGCUGGUGCAGCAGCCAGCGACCAGAGCCGGCGGCUUCUGCAGGCCCACAUCUGCGUAUCGCAGCUGCGCGCGCAGCUCGACGCGCUGACGCAGCCCGCGCCCGCGCCUGCCCCUCCACCGCGCUACGUCCUUGCUGCCUCCGAUGCCACCCCUGAACGCCUCGUGCGCCUCUUCACCGUCACUCCACCUACCAAUACCGACACUCCCGCCGACCAAGCACCGACGAAGACUAACCCGGCAUACAUCCUCAACGGCGUCAAGGUGGUUCCUAUUGCUAUUCUUCCGACGCACUAUGAGCCCGAGCGAGCGGCUCCUCCACCGCCGCCGCCGCCGCCGCCGCCGCCACCGCCUCCGCCGCCCUCGAUUCCCGUCGCUACAUUACACGAUCAGACUGAGGACAGUCAAAUAAUGGACGACGUCCUCGAGAUUCUCGUUGAGAACGGCGAGCUGCCCCCGUCAGCCGUGGUGGAAGCACCCAAUCCGUCCCUCGAAAGUUACCUCCCUAACGCUAAUGCCUUCUCACCGGCCGACGUGCUGACUGACGCACAUGUUCGCGAUGCUCUCGUGCCCGACGAUCUGCAGAGAGAGCUCGAUGACAUCCAGAAUGAGAUCAUGUGUCACGCCGUCAAUGACAGUGACACUGUUACGGACGACAUUGGCGGCGACCUCAAUGUUGAUCUGCUCAUGAAUGAUGAAAUCCGCGAUUUCGAAGGAUCCGAUCCCGCCUCAGUCCACGACGAUUUUUUCCGUAGUUUACUCUCGGGCAAUCAUGACGACCGGUCGCAGACGGCGAUGGAUAUCACCGAGGAUCCGCCCGAGCGUAUGAGCAUGACACCACUGACCAACGGUGAAAUUCUGGAUCACCAUCGCCCCGGUUUCGACGACAUGGACGAUCUAUCGUUGCCGUCGUUCCAGAACGAGGAUUCCCGACAAGACACGUUUGGGACGUUCGAGGAGCGGCCCCGCGAGUUUGACUUCAGGGAUCUAGUGUCGGACUUUGGUUUGAACAUGAACGUAGAUAGCGAUGGGUACGACUACAUGGACACGGAGAUAAUUCCAAACCACUUCGGGCGCGGGCAUGUGCCACAAUGCGACCCGCUGCUGGGCGGCGUGCUGUCGCGGCCGGCGCCGAGACCCGCACGCAAGCACUACUCCUGGGACAAGAUUGAAUUCGACGCCACUUGACCCUUGCCUGCUUGCUCUCAACACCGCGGUCUCGCUCUCUGACGACGCAGGCACUUUGAUUUCCAAUUGCUAACGAGUGCAGCUCCAUCUC